AUGGCGGCACGAAGUCUCUUGCCAACAGACACGGAGCUGGCCACCUUCGAUCACAUUGAACGGGUUGUGCAUUGGGUCGGUCUUGAGCGUGGUGUGUGGGAUGCCUUUGAUGCCACCUUGGGCGGUCGUACGACCCUUCGUUUGAUUGCCACACUGCCUAUUGGUACCUUGCAUACAGCCACCUCGCGCACUCGAAUUCCUGCUACUGCGACCUUGCCUGAACGUGAACUGUAUGCAGUAGAGAUCAUUCAGGUUGCAUUGGUUUGGCGUGCUGCGAGGAAGGUCUUUGGACUCCCUGAUGUAGAUCCUUUAGUGGAAGAUCCCACAGUGGCAAGACCGGUCACGUCGAACACUGAGGCACCUACAGCCAAGAAGGUGAAAAUGUCAUCCGCCGUUGAUCAACUGGAUGAAACUGAGGUGUCUCUCCUGUCGACAGCAGAUGUUGACCAGGCAUACAGAAACUACCGUGAAGCAGUAGGUGGAGCUUCGUCGGCUAGUGGACGGCAGAUGACGCAGAAGGAGGCAGAGGAGUCGCAGGUCAGUAAUGCUGCGUCCGCGGCCAUGCAUAGAGCCCCAGGUGAAGGAACUUCGAAGACUGCCAAGAGGCGCCAGAGGGACAAAGCCAAGAUUGAAAGGUUGCGAGAGGACAAUCGCCGUCCUGGUUGCAGAGCACUGGAAAAGGAGGCUCAGGUUCGGCAUCGGGUGGAGACGGUGAUGGUCAUCCCAGGAGAGCAGGUCGAGAGUUCCAGACUGAUCGUGAAGGAAAUCAGAUCUGCUUCACCUUUGCGAAAGGACCAGUCGGAUCUUGCAGUGAGCCUUGUCCACAACAGAGGACGCAUUGCUGCCAGUUUUGCCUUGGCUCCCAUCCAAACGGCUAUGGCUGUUCUGUUCAAGAUGGCUGGAGUUGAGCUGGUCUUGUUGCAUCAAUGUGCAUACGGUGCAGUCACACAGAAAGCCACUGGGAUACUCACCAAUGCAGCUUGGAUGAAGAAGGUAUGUGCCUGCUGUCAUCAGGUGCGGGAACACUACCAUCUGAAAGGUGGCUUAGUUGGUCUGGUAUGGUCGUAUGCUGACCAGCAGAUGGUCUGGCGUACGUCCCUUGCAGCGGAGUAUCCUUGUGGCCUGACCGUAGCUUGGUCGAAGGAGUUGUUGAAGUGGAUGCACAGUCCUGAAGGAUUGCAGUGGAUGAAGUCACGAAGCUACGUCCUGGUUGGAAAGUGGCAGAACACAUUGGUGCUCGCUGGAGCUGUCGCUAAGAAAGCCAAGAAGGCGAGCAGCCAGAGGAGUGAGACGCUGCUUGAGAGAAGAGAAAGGGAGAACAAUGAAGCAAUUGGAGGAUUGCGGAACUCGAAGAGGGCUGUCGCUCGGUCAACAAGGCUGCGCAAUGUGGGUGAGCGGUUGCGGCUGGUUGUCGACCGCUGGAUCAGUGCUGAGUUGGUGCAACAGUUAGAGCAGGACUUGAGUGCUGGCAUUACUAAGGAGCAGGUGUGGCAGCUGAGGCAGAGUUUGGCGGCUGAGUUCAAAGUAGACAGCGAAGCAGACGGGUGGCCUGUCGCUCUUUGGGAGGCUAUCCUUUGUGAAGCUGCCGACCCGGAGAUGCGGAUCCUACCACGGUGGAUGAGGGAAGGCUUUCCUUUGGGGAUCAUGACGCACAUUGAGCAUAGCAAUGUUUUCCCCCAGACGCAUGAAGACACAGCCGCCGUGGAAGCGUCCAGGCUAGAGGGUGAGGUCCUUCAGGACUACAUGGAGGACAUCGUGAACUACAAGAGCUUCUUGGAUGAAUCGAGCAAAGCGCAAGAGCUCUUGGACCACAUGGUCGAGAAAGAUCGAGCUGAGGUUUUCACCACUUGGCAGGAAGUGGUGGAGAGGUUUGGCCAAGGGGCCAGACUAACCAAGGCGGGCUGCCUGGUAAAGACCAAAGAAGACGGCGCAGUCAAGGUAUACAUUGAGAUGUUUGCACUGGACUUCAAGGAUGCUUUCAACUUGCUACAGCUGAGAGAGGAUGAGCGAGCCAUGAGGGUGACGCAAGCAGCCCUCCUGUCGUACGAGACGGAUGUCAACUGCUAUAUCGAUGACCCGCUGGUGAUGUCCGUAGCUGCUUCACACCAGGAGCAUACCCGACGCUUGUUGGUGUAUGUAGGGCUGUGGACGGCCUUGGGACUCGAGAUCUCGUGGCACAAAGUGGUGAGAGGCCGGAGCUUGAACUGGAUUGGGUUCAGUCUUGAACUUUGUGGCCCGCAAGGGCUGGAUCUGCUGGUGGCAGAUGCGAAGAAGGCCAAGCUGCUUGACACGUUGGAAGAACUGCGAAGCUGCAGAGGUGUGAUGCCUAUCCGUUUGUUGCGGUAUGCAGUCGGAGUUCUUGGAUGGCUUUCAUCAGCAGUGCCAGCAGCUCGCCCAUGGUUGUCAAUGAUUUGGGCGGCCAUCACUGGAGCACGUGAGCCAGUGAAGGAGAGCACACGUCGUCGAAAAGGUCUCAUCUUUGUGCGUCAAGUCGACAAUGCCCUACGCUGGCUGCAUGCAUUGUUGCACCUGCAUCACAAUUGGGUGGGCUUAUACAAGGUGCACAAAUGGAGACCUUAUGCAGCCACAGCUUUGGUGCAGACUGAUGCCUCACCCUUUGGCAUUGGAGGAGUCCUGAUGGUCUCAGGGCAGACAGUGUCAUAUUUUGAUGAAGAGCUGCAGACCACCGACUUCAGCUUGUUUGGCUCUGAACGGGGAGAUCCAGCUUACCAGUCAGAGUACGAGUUGCUGGCGGUCUUGGUGGCCCUGCGAGUGUUUGCCCGAAAGAUCUCUCAAAUUGGGGCCCUGCGAGUGGUGCUGCGAGGUGACAACACGUCCACCUUGCACGCAGCAUUGACUUACAAAGCAGGUAGUCCCAUCAUGACACAGCUGGCGGCUGAGAUCUUUUUGGAGGUGGAAUACCAAGGCUUAGUGGCCAUCGUUCCACAGCAUUUACCUGGCACGUUGAACGUGAUUCCUGACAAGCUUAGUCGGCUGCAUGUGGAAGAAGUGCCGCGGCAAUUGGCAAAUGUGCAGAGGCUGAAGGCCGUUGAAGAGUUGCCACCGGGGGUGAUCGCCGCUCGAGCUCGUUUGGGAUGGCCCUCCAAAUCGGAGGAAUCAGCGAGGUCGAGGACGCCAGACCGAAGUCGAGAUAGGAGCCCUUUGAAGGGGACGAUUGCAUGCCAAGUAAUUAGUGCAUCUGAAGUGUGCCAACUAAAGAAGUCGGAGAAGUUUCAGUUUGAGGAGUGUCGCCUGGUACUUCACAGUGGUGAGGUGCUGACGAAGACUAGGCAAGAUGCUCCGUGGACUCCGACGGUCGGGAGAAGCGGGGCUCGCCGUGGUCAGUUGCACCUGGCUAGGGAGAUAUCAAAAGACGAUAGAAAGCGGCAGGAAGCGCUGCAGGCCUAUGAUGCUUUGGUGUUUGCUGCCGGUACCAAUCUCUCCAAGGAGUCUCUCUUUAGCACGUGGUGCAAGAUUAGUCGGGCACGAGGGGAAGAGCCGCUGCCGUUAGAUCCUGAGAAGAUUCGCCUCAAUGUGGCAAUUUUGCGAUGCUCUGGUUAUCGUGCGGUCAAGAGUUAUGUGUAUGAAGCUCGUGAUCGACAUGUGAGAGCCGGGUUUCCGGUUUCGCCCCAACUCAAUGUGGCCGUCCAGGAUGCCAAGAGGGUGGCAGAAAGGGCUUUGGGUCCGGUUCAAAGAGCUGAAGAGGUCAAACCGGCCUGGUGGAAUGGCUUCAUGGAGGAGCGCGGCGUGAUGGUCGAGGAUAACGAGGCCAGUCAGGAGACCCCAAACGCUGGCCUUCUGACCUGGGUGGUUGGUACGCUCUUUGUAUUGCGUGAGGUUGAGCUGAGUGGCCUCACUUUGGAUGCGAGGUGUGUCCAACUGGAGACCAAAGACAAAGUGGUGACCCUGUCUUUGCCAGUCAGUAAAAGUGACCCCGGAGGGCGGGGAGCGAAACGCUCUUUGGGAUGCACUUGCAAAGGAAGAAAUGACUUCUUUUGCCCUUUUCACGUCGUAGAGCGAAUUGUGCAAGAGCAAUGCUGUAGACUGCACGUGAAUGACAGAGGCGGGCUGACAGACAAGCUACCACUGAUCGGGCAACGAGGCGACCCAAGGUAUUUUGUCGACAAAAGAACUAUGGUGACCGAAGCUCAGAGACACGUCGAAUUGAUGCAAGAUGUUGGAUUUGCAAAGGAAUGCGACAGAACCCGAAUCACGGGACACUUCAUGAGAAGGAGCGGCAUCAAGGAGAUGGCUAGGAAUGGCUGUACAUUCUCUUCGAUCCAGUGGUUUGCGCGCCACUCCAGUCAAGUCACUUGGGCUUACAUCGAAGAGGCAUGGAGUGAGACACCUGCACACGCGCUGAAGCUCAAAGACGAAAUUGAGCUGGCCGAGAGUGUAGCCUUUCUGCUCAGGAAAGUGAAUCGAUUGGAGGAAGCAGAAGACAUGAGAGCGGAUGAGGUUAAGCAAGGGCUCCAGAAUGAUGGCCUGUGGUUUGAUAGUGAGGACGCAAGAAGAGCUAUCAGAGAGGAAGCGCGAAAG
Messenger RNA from Durusdinium trenchii, 4539 nucleotides. The record is from the annotation of a GenBank genome assembly. NCBI's taxonomy places the organism in Eukaryota, Dinophyceae, Suessiales, Symbiodiniaceae.